Molecule: messenger RNA, 2193 nt
Organism: Scleropages formosus (Asian bonytongue)
Lineage: Eukaryota; Metazoa; Chordata; Actinopteri; Osteoglossiformes; Osteoglossidae
Exons: 5
Coding region: 657-1496 (279 amino acids)
Source: RefSeq, a predicted model, not a curated record
AUUGUAGCGAGUGUGUUUUAUUGUAUUUUUGUAUUUUUUGUACAUCCAUGCAAACAGUUGGUGUUCGUGUUAAUCCCUGUACGCAGGCUGUGCUCCGUUCUGAUUGGCUGUUAUGUUGCUUAUACUUACUUUAUCACGGGGGAAUUCUGGGGGAUUCGAGGGGUGACCUCCUAACCGUUGUGUAGAGAAGGGGGGACCAUAAUGUGAGCUGGGGGACUCCAAUAUUUAGCGGUUGCUUUUUUAAAGGUUGUUGUGGGGAAGAGAAGUACGCGCUUGAUAAAAAGCAGUUUCUGAGCUCCUCUCCAGUCGCUCUGUGGGGUCGAUGCUGCAUUACUUUACUUGCGUACUUUUUUUUUUUUGUAUGUUUUAAGUGUUUCUCAAUGUUAUGAUAUUUUCCGCACUUACAUUGAAUCGAUAGGAUAUGCAGUGUAGCGCGUUCCUGCAAAGAAAUAAAGUUAAAUUGAGCGAUUACAGGCAUGUUAUCAGCUCAACGACCGUGUAGAACAUGCGGUCUCUCUCCAGUAAGUCAGUAUCUCUCCAGCCGGACGGUCUCUCCCCAGUAGGACAGUCUCUCCGGACUCGCGCUCCUCUGUGAGCCUCAGCGCUGCAAGGUGCAGGACUAUUGGCACUGGUUGUGUUCUCCUAGGACCGACAGCAUGGACGCGCGAUUUGAAGAAGACGCCAAAGACUUCGCUCAGGUUGGGCUCGAUAAACGGGGUAGCACAGGCAACCUUGUCCAGGGCCCAGUGCUAGAUGGAUCCACUGAAUACCAUACAGAUUCUUCAGAUGAAGAGACCACAGAAUGUAGCCAGGUUGGUCAUAUAAGUGCAAAUCAGUCUCCGACUGAUGAGAUGUCCGCCAGCGAAAGCGCCUGCCUGCUCACCCUUCAGGGACUGAAUCCCACCAGUUCAGCGGAAACAGAGCCCUCCGACACCAAAGCUCCUGCUGUUGCGAGUUCUGCAUGCAGCUUCAAAAAUGGCCACGUCUUUCCGAAGGAAGAGUCCAGCAGAGCCCCGCCCAUCUGCACUCCACCGACCGCAGCCGCGAACCGACCCCGUCCGCUCUGCACACACUCGCCUGGCUGCGGCGGAUUCUGCGAAGCGGAGAAGAAGCACGCUUCCUCCGGCUCCUCCCCCAAGAGCCAACGCAGCCUGAAAACCUCCACGAGUCAGAUUCAAGGGGCAGCUGGCGAUGACCUUUGUGCCUCUGUUUUGCUGGCCUGCCUUUUCUGCCAGCUGUGCGACUGCUUGCUGGCCACGGCCGAGGGUUGUCGACUGUGCUUCUCCUCGCUCUGCUCCUCCCUGUGCUGCUGCGACGCCUCAUCCUUGGAGGUUCUGUUGGGCUUCGCCCCCCGCUGCAGCUGCGGGGGCUGCCUCGAACCACAGGGCUGCCUCUGCGGCGGAACCGUGUUCGACUGCUCUGUCCUGGACCUCUGUUUCCACACGACCGAGUGUCUGGAACUGGGCAUGGAGAUCUCGCAGAUUCUCUUCCACUGAGGGCUCCGGCUGACAUGUACGUGCGCUGCUCCUGCAGGCUCUGUCCUCCACAUCUUCCUGCACCUUCUCACUUCCUCCAGUGUCUCGUUACGUUCGUCUCUUAGCACGUGAAGGCAGAUUCUCCGUCUGACUUCUGUGUGAGCGCCUUUUUGAACAAAAUGCUGUCUUUCUGUUUAAUUUAUAUCGCGCACGCUGUCAUUCCAGUCACAGUUCACGAUCGUAUACGUUGCUCUUUGGGGUGACGUACCUUAGAGCUGGCUCCUCAGAACACAUGUAGCAGGUGCCCGCUUUGCUUUUACUUUCAGUUCCAAAAUUUUUAUUUAAUACAAUUUUUUUUUUUAUAUAAAUCAUUUGCAGAUUGCCACAAAAGCACCAAUUUCCACAGACAGAAUGAAAGAACAGGGAAACGGGUGUGCUUUUAUUCCUUACCUUCUUGUGACAGGGGAGGUCCAGUGAAAGGGGAAAAUAUCGUGUGUGUGUCUGUCUGUCUGUCUGAAUGAAGAAGCAGAAGAUCCUGUAACUGAAAUCACUGUUGGUCAUUGUUCCAGAAUGUGUGGCGAACGUGAGCUGUGUCACUCAGUAUCGGCGCCUCGAGACCGUGUGUGUGACGACUGACCCGUGUCUCCCCGCAGACCGCUGCGCGCGCUGCAUCCUAGCCUGUCUGUUCUGCGAGCUGCUGUCAGCGUGUUCCCUGCUG